ACAGCUUGUGCGUAUACAUUUACAUAAUACCGCCCCUUUUCGAUAAACCACGCCGCAAGUCAUCUGCGCCCCUCCCGUCAAAUCGGAUACUGCUGAAGUGGUCAGACCGGCGAGGCUUUGCAGUAAGGCGAUCAAGAGGGAUGAAGCCGAUUUUCGAGGCCGGGGCCUCGUCUAUGUGGGCUUCAUGUUGUGGUCUAAUCAAUGAAGUAAUGGGCACUGGAGCAGUGCGAGGCCAGCAGCCAGGAUUUGGACCAGGAGCUGGGCCUUUCAGGUUUGCCCCUAAUGCUGGCUAUUCAACAUACCCUCCACCAUCUCCUGGAAACGCAACUAUAGUUUGCAAGGCCUGUGGAUUAACAUUCUCCGUAUUCAGGAAAAAGCAUAUCUGUUUUGACUGCAAAAAGAACUUCUGUUCUGUGUGCUCGGUUCUGGAAGAAAACCUCCGACGGUGUUCAACUUGCCAUUUGUUGAGAGAAACUGCAUUCCAAAGGCCACAGCUCAUGAAGCUGAAAGUGAGAGACCUGCGGCAAUAUCUGGUCCUGAGAAACAUUCCAACGGACACAUGCCGUGAGAAGGAGGACUUAGUGGAACUGGUCUUAUGCCACCGAGGGACAGACCUGGAAGAAGACAUGGACACAAGUAGUCUCCACUCCACUGUAUCUUUGUUUGCCACUCCCUCAGAGCCCUCACUUUCUGCCUCUCUGGGCGAAACUCCAAGCCGAAGAGAAAGCCUUGGAGCCGUAAAUGAGGAAGAAGGAGGAACAUCAUCAAUAAAUCAGGAGACAGAAGAAAACGCAGAGCAAGAGGCUACUCCAUUAUCCAGGAAAAGAGCAAGAGCCUCAAUCUCUGACAUAUCCAGCAUAGAAGAUAUUGAAGGUCUAACAGUCCGACAACUAAAAGAGAUCCUGACGCGAAACUUUGUGAAUUAUUCUGGGUGCUGUGAAAAAUGGGAACUUGUGGAGCGAGUCAGCCGGCUCUAUCGAGAAACAGAAGAAAACAAAAAAUCAAUGGAAAAUGUGAAUAGCAGCCUAACAUCAGUGGUACCCACAAAUCCUCAGGCCAUCUGCAGCAGUGGCAGUGCAGAUGGGGAGAAGAUGCACUUUACCAAUGACGACAACCUCUGCAGGAUCUGCAUGGACGCGGUGAUUGACUGUGUGCUCCUGGAAUGUGGCCACAUGGUCACAUGUACCAAGUGUGGCAAGAGGAUGAGUGAAUGUCCGAUAUGUCGACAAUAUGUUGUGAGAGCAGUGCAUGUUUUCAAGUCUUAAGGAUGCAAAGAGAAGAAGGAAAAUGGAAACAAACUUUCAAUGUGUAUUAACCAUGGGGGUAACCAUUGGGGGUGGGGGGCGGAGGACAGUGUCUCUCAUUUUCUUUUGAGCUUUUAAAAUUACUGAUGCUAUUUUAUUUUCAAAAUUUAAUAAUAAAUGAAAAUGUCUACCUGCA
Messenger RNA from Polypterus senegalus (gray bichir), 1440 nucleotides. RefSeq names its product E3 ubiquitin-protein ligase RNF34-like. Gene Ontology annotation, cellular component: plasma membrane; cytoplasm. The transcript is spliced from 8 exons. Bases 141 to 1265 code for a protein of 374 amino acids. Gene Ontology annotation, biological process: negative regulation of extrinsic apoptotic signaling pathway via death domain receptors; protein K48-linked ubiquitination; proteasome-mediated ubiquitin-dependent protein catabolic process. The record is from RefSeq and is a predicted model, not a curated record. Gene Ontology annotation, molecular function: ubiquitin protein ligase activity. NCBI's taxonomy places the organism in Eukaryota, Metazoa, Chordata, Cladistia, Polypteriformes, Polypteridae.